Molecule: messenger RNA, 2472 nt
Organism: Eutrema salsugineum
Lineage: Eukaryota; Viridiplantae; Streptophyta; Magnoliopsida; Brassicales; Brassicaceae
Exons: 3
Coding region: 1-2472 (823 amino acids)
Biological process (GO): DNA integration
Molecular function (GO): RNA-DNA hybrid ribonuclease activity; nucleic acid binding
Source: RefSeq, a predicted model, not a curated record
AUGGCUGGCAAACCCUGUUGUCGUCAAAAAGAAGAAUGGCAAACGGCGAAUCUGCGUAGACUUCACGAUCUCAAUAAAGCACGCUCCAAGGAUAGUUUCCCCUUGCCGCAGAUCGAUCGAAUCGUCGAGGCAACUGCAGGCAACGAGCUCUUGUCAUUCAUGGACGCCUUCUCCGGGUACAAUCAGAUCACGAUGCAUCCCGAGGAUCGUGAGAAGACGUCCUUCAUCACCGAUCGAGGGACCUAUUGUUAUAAGGUAAUGCCGUUCGGCUUAAAGAACGCUGGUGCAACGUACCAACGACUAGUCAACCACAUGCUAGUAAAGUCACUCACCGCCGGUGAUCACAUCGGCUAUCUGCAAGCUUGCUUCACCGUUCUAAAUCAAUACCAGAUGAAGCUCAAUCCGACUAAGUGUAUUUUUGGGGUAACCUCCGGAGAAUUCCUCGGCUACAUCGUCACUAAACGAGGAAUCAAGGCAAAUCCGAAGCAGAUCGAUGCCCUAAUCAAUCUCCCAUCACCUCGCAACACUCGCGAGGUCCAACGUCUUACCGGCCGAAUCGCGGCGCUUAACCGAUUCAUCUCGCGAUCCAUAGAUAAGUGUCUUCCGUUCUAUCAACUCCUCCGAGGCAACAAACGUUUCGAGUGGGAUAACAAAUGUGAGGAAGCCUUCCAACAACUUAAGGAAUACCUCGCCAGCCCUCCAAUUUUAGCAAAACCUGAAACGGGCGAAACCCUCUACCUCUACAUCGCUGUGUCGAGCUCGGCGGUAAGCGGCGUUUUAGUCAAAGAAGAUCGAGGCGAGCAGAAACCGAUUUUCUACGUUAGUAAAACUCUAGACGACGCAGAAAAACGGUAUCCGACUUUGGAGAAACUCGCGCUCGCGGUCAUCAUCCCGAGCCAGUCCCGUCGCAUUGCAAAGUGGGUUGUCGAGCUGACGGAGUAUGAUAUUGAGUAUCGCAAUAAGACAAGUGCCAAAUCGCAGGUCCUCGCGGAUUUUCUAGUAGAGCUUCCGCCAGAGCUAAUCCAGACCGACCUACCUGAUGAGAAGUGGUCCUUAUACGUCGACGGAUCAUCUUCGUCUCGAGGCGCAGGUAUUGGCAUCCGACUAGAGUCUCCGACGAAAGAGAUAUUGGAGCAGUCGUUCCGGCUCGAAUUUCCAGCCUCGAAUAAUGAAGCAGAAUACAAGGUUUUACUCGCAGGACUUCGUCUAGCCCAAGGUAUCGGGGUCAAGAAAAUCGAAGCUUUCUGCGACUCCGAGCUCGUUGCCCGCGAAUACAGCGGCGACUACGACACCAGAAACGACCGGAUGGACUUGUAUCUUAAAGCCGUCAAGAACCUCACUGAUCGCUUCGAAUCUUUCUCACUCACCAGAAUUCCGAGGAGUGACAACACCUCGGCAGACGCACUAGCCGCCCUCGCAUCGACGUCUGAAUCACAUCAAAGGCGUGUGAUCCCGGUCGAAAGCAUCGAUUCCCCCAGCAUCGUCCUACCUCGAGGAGUAUGCGCAGUUCGAGAACUCGAAGCAAACAGAUUAGACGCCAUCGAAUUACCUCCCCUCGAGGUCGUCGAUGAGCCCGCCGAACAAGAACCGACAACCGAGGACUGGAGGAUCGAAAUCUUGCUCUACAUUACAGACGGCCAAGUCCCACCCGACCGAUGGGCAGCGAGGCGCUUAAAAGUUCGAAGCGAUAAAUACAUUCAGUCACACGGCAAUCUUUAUCGUUGGAGCUCAACAGGCGCCCUGCUCAAUUGUCUUCACGGUGAAGAGACGCUCGAUGUCAUGCGAGAAACACACGAAGGAGCAUGUGAAAAUCACUCCAACGGUCGAGCUCUCGCUCUAAAAAUCAAGAAUCACGGCCACUUCUGGCCAACAAUGCUUACCGAUUGUGAUCGAUUUGUAGCUCGCUGCGAACAAUGUCAACGGCACGCCCCAAUGAUCAACGCGCCAGCCGAGCUCCUGGCCACUUCCUCACCACCUUAUCCCUUCAUGCGAUGGGCGAUGGACAUCAUCAUCAUCUGCCGCCACGGAUUACCUUACGAGAUUGUCACCGAUAAUGGCCCCCAAUUUAUCUCCGAUGUCUUCGAGGACUUCUGCGCCAAAUGGAGAAUACGACUCAACAAAUCUACACCGCGAUAUCCACAAAGAAACGGCCAGGCCGAGGCAACCAACAAAACCAUCCUCGACGGCAUCAAAAAGAGACUCGAAGAUAAGAAAGGCUUAUGGGCAGACGAACUGGACGGAGUCCUAUGGUCACAUCGAACUACACCGCGACGGUCGACGAAUAAAACUCCUUUCUCGUUGUCUCACGGCAUGGAAGCUUUAGCUCCUACUGAGGUCAGUCUACCAACCAUACGCAGAACGAUGUUGACACAAGACGGUAAAAGGAACAGAAGGAUGAUGAAAGAUAGCCUCGACAUGCUCGAGGAGGAGCUAGAUCACGCCCUAUUACGUAUGCAAAACUAUCAGCAGUAA